This is a messenger RNA of Microthlaspi erraticum, 1374 nucleotides long. The record is from the annotation of a GenBank genome assembly. NCBI's taxonomy places the organism in Eukaryota, Viridiplantae, Streptophyta, Magnoliopsida, Brassicales, Brassicaceae.
AUGGCUUUGUUCGUGAGCUUACUCUUAGGGCUAAUCGCCGGAUGGUUAGCUUUCGUCGUUGGAUUGGUGAUAGGAUGGGCAUGGAGACCGAGAUGGGCUUCUUCUUCUUCAUCUUCUUAUAACAACCACAAAGUCAAAUUGCAAUGCUCUGCUCCGAGAUCUUUCGAUGUCUCUUUACCAUCAUCAUCAUCUCCUUCUCCUCGCUCUGUUUCUUCUCCAAUGAAGGGUUUUGGCUCAGCUCCUUGCUUAAAGGCUCUUGUUUGUGAGACAUGGACUAUGGCUUUAAGACAGCAGAAGACAAUUUCUCCUGUUUCUUCAUCUUCAUCUUGUGAUUCCUCUGAACAUGUAGAUGCAAUUCCUGGAGGGAAGAAAACAGAGGAGAGAUUGCCUAACACUGUAACGGAAUUAGAUUUGAGGCAGCUUGUGCAAUUGGUUGAGAGGAAAGAUGGUGGUCAUGCUUGGAUUCAGGUUAUGGAUCGUUUCACUUCUGGUAUGAGAUAUCAAGCUUGGUUAAGAGAACCAAAGAAUGGUCCUACAGAGUAUAGAAGCAGAACGGUGUUUGAAGAUGCAACUCCUGAGGUUUUAAGAGACUUUUUCUGGGAUGAUGAGUUUAGACCAACUUGGGACACAAUGCUCUCUAGUUCCACUACUGUUGAAGAGUGUCCUUCUACUGGAACCAUGAUUGUUAGAUGGAUACGCAAGUUCCCUUUCUUCUGCAGUGAUAGAGAGUAUGUGAUCGGUCGCAGGAUAUGGAACUGUGGCAAAUCCUAUUACUGUGUUACAAAGGGAGUCUCAGUGCCUUCAAUACCGCGUAACAACAAACAAAAACGUGUGGAAUUGUUCUACUCAAGCUGGUGCAUUCGACCAGUGGAAUCAAGAAGAGACGAUGGAGUAACAAGCGCCUGCGAGGUUCUUCUGUUCCACCACGAAGACAUGGGGAUACCAAGAGAGAUCGCAAAGCUCGGAGUGAAACGAGGAAUGUGGGGAGCGGUGAAGAAGAUGGAGCCAGGUCUACGCGCUUACCAAGAGCUACGACUCUCCGGAGAAAGAACCAAGCUUUCUCGGCCAGCUCAAAUCAACACCAAAGUCACAUCAGAACAUCUCAUCUCGCUAAGCAACGGCGCAACGCCUGUGAAUGAGACUGUUGUUACAUCGAACGGAGGAAACCGAGCUGCGAACUUGAAGAAACUGUUGAUUCUUGGUGGAGCUAUUGCGGUUGUUUGCAGUUUGAGCGGAGUGGCUCUUGCUCCUCCUGCGUUUGUGUUAGCGUUUGGGAAAAGGUUUUGUAAUGGUGGAAAGAAACGUCAGCUCCAAGGAACAACAACAACAAGUACUACAACAACAACGACUCAGAGUCAAACUACUUCUUCAUAG